GCAUGCGUAUUCGCCUGAAUGACCCGGAAGGAUAUAUGUUUGCUACGGCGGCUGUCUAGGUUUGGAGUAAGUCGGCGGUUGGUGGGUUCCCCUUCCCCCCUGUAAUUUAACGGUCAUCUCUCGCGGUCUGAAACGGAAGAUUCGCUCUAAGAUGCGUUUCAAGAGCGGCGGCUCGUCGCUUUUUUGCUGUUUUCCUUGACAACUGAGCGCGAAGCCGGAGCACCGGCUACUGCUGAGUGGUCCAUUUCAGAACAGCUGAAGUCGAGAAGUGAUACCUCCCGUAGUAGGCCGCGUAAAGUCACCUUCCCCCAAAAUAAGAGUUAUUGCAACAACUCUUCUCAAAGAAAGUUUGGGGCUGGGGAAGAGAGCGGUGCUUCGCUCUGUCCCUAGCUGCAAAGUAACCAUUGCCUGUGCCUUGGUAAGGUUACCCGUCUACAUUAAAGUCUGUUAUACCGGCUCUGAUAUUGGGCUCCCGACUCUCCAGGGUGGACAGUGAUGCAGUCAUCUCAAAAGUAAAGACUGCAGAGCCAUGUCUCCCAAGUCUUUUUGACUACUGCAGCGUGUAAGAGGCUGUAGUAGUAUAGGUGGGGCUUUCUCAUUCUUGCGGUAAAAAUAGUUUAAAAAGUCUUUUCCAGUAAUGCAGCCCACCAAGAGAAGUAAUAGGAACAACCUCAUUCUUUGUGGGGUUCCAGCAAAAAAGGCGCCUGAGCCGCCCGUUUCUAAUGAUGACUUCAACAAGCCAUCUAUUUUGAAAGCCUUGGAGGCAGUUGUAGCAGCUGGUAGACGCGGCUUGCUUGGUCCAGCAGCAAUGGCAGCAGCGGAAGCCAUGCCGGACUUGGACCUGCAGCAUGGCGAUGGAAAAGUUGACCAAGAAACUCCAAGUUCUCUUCCCCUUGUGGAAGAAAAGAAUGAAGAAGAAAAGGAAGAAGAGAAUGUUAUAAACAAGGAGUGUAAUACUGUUGUAACAGUCAAAUCACCAGUGAAGGGUACUGGAAGUCAGAAACCGACCAAAAAGGAGAUCUGGAUAUGUGGAAAUGCUGUGAUUGCGCUAGCAACGAUGAGAGCCCAGUUCAACUGUCAUGGGUUGCGAUUGGGCUUUGCUUAUUCUACUGCAUUUGUGAAUUGGCGAGGUAUCCCUACAAUGAUGUGGGAUGAUCUAUUACCCAUUCUGCAUCAAAUGUAUCAUCAACACCAUGUGCCAUCUAUUAUAGUCAUACACCUUGGGGAAAGUGAUCUGUUGACGGACAGUAGCAGUUCACUUGUGACUAAAAUGCAAAAUGACUUGGGUAUCCUUCAAAGAGCAUUGCCUGAUGCUGUAAUAAUUUGGUCUUCACUGUUACCAAGACAUGUUUGGAAGUCAUCUGAGGAGUCAUCACAAGUUAUGGAAUCUGAACGUAAUAACGUCAACUACAAAAUGGAAGAAUAUUGUAGUAAAACAGGCAAAUGCUAUUUAUCACAUCCAUUGCUUACUGCUGAAAAUAAAUGGCUGUUCUUGCCUGAUGGCUCGCUGUCUCUUGCAGGAGCUGAUAUUUUUAUAACUGACCUAAAAAAAGUCUUGAAUACCUAUCUGCUCCAUGAUCAAUUCUGAAAUUAUUAUUUCCUUUGGUGGAUGAUAGGUUUUUGAAGACUGUUUAAUUACAUCCAAGUCCUAUAUGCACACUGAUGUGCUGGGUUUUGUGGAGAUUGCAGUGGGUGGAAAAGGAAUAUUGAAGAUAUCUGCUUGUUAUCUGCAAGGAUGGCUUUGUUUGUCCACCUAAUAUACCUUGCAAGAACACUGGCAAGUGGGUUUUUUUUUGUGUUAAAUUUUAUAUGAAAUAUAUGAAGAAAAACUGGUCAAGACUGCAAUGAAAAUUUAUUUUAAUAUUUGAUAUCUUCAAAAAGUAAAGCAGGGCUUUUAAGAAUUUUUUAUUUGUGUGGAUCCUCUCUCUCUUUUGUAGUCAAGGCCAUGGUAGGCUGUGGCUGCAUUCCUUUGAGCAGAUUGUAGGUUACAGUUCUGUUUCUGUCACAUACUAGCAGAAUUGUAAUUUUAUUGCCAUAAAUUAUUUGGAGAAAUAUGCCUUCAGGAGUCUUUAUUAUAUUCAUCAUAGGCAGAACAUAAAUAUUUUGCCAUACAACAGCUGAUAGUUCUUUUGGUGCUGUUUCUUCCUUUGUUUUAUGUUAUUGCUUGUAGUUCCAUUGUAAGCUUGCCCACUUUACAGAUAUUGGAAUAACCAAUAUUAGUGCUUAGUUUUAGCCCCCCCCCCAAAAAAAGCUGUGUUUUUAGAUGAUUGUGUCAAUCCCAUCUUAUGAUUAUAGCACCUGUAUAGCAACAAUAAUUGCAGGCGGCUAUGUUUGUCCAUUAGGAAAAAUCUGAGUAAGCAGCAGUAGAGGCUGCUUUAAGAUAAAUUUAUGUCACAAAGAAAGUUAUCUUGCCAUGGAGCUUUUCCUCAUACUGUAGGGUGAACAAAAAAAAAUGGGAGAGAGAAAGGAGAGAAAUGAUUACUGCUGGGAAGGUAGCGUAGUGCCUCAUUUGCAAUAUGUGACCAUCUUAAAGUGGUGGGAGUUUCUCCACUGAAUAAGUUGCAAAAGAUUCAAUUUGUAACAAAGCUUUUUUAGGCCAAAGAAGCAGCGGCCCUCUCUACUUUAGAAAAAAUAAAGAAGCUAUAAUUUGGCAUUUUUAGCAUAUGCAGACAGGGUGUUGUCAUGUUCUUUGCCAGCAAUAUCUAUCUCUCUGUUUCUUUAGUGCCCUCUUUUUUAUGUGAACUGAGAAACAGGACAGUGAUACUCUAAUGUGAUUUUCAGUUUGUCCAAAAGGUAUUAUGCUACUAUUGUUGUUUCCGUAAUUGAUGCUGCAGCAGAAGAGCAAGAAAUGUUAUUUUGCUUAUAUUUUUCAAAAUAAUUAGUGGUAUGGUUUCAGAAUAAUAGAGUUUUAGUUUUUUGGCAGCACAUUGUAACAGGUGUUUAGAGGAAUCAGGUUGUUAACUGUGUAAUGACGAUAGCUUGAGGAUGAUUCUAUCUCUGCAGAAAUCAGACUCCUGGAGAAAGAUUAAUUUUCUUCGACAUCUAACAAUAGUACUGUGGAAGCCAUCAGCACAUAUUAAAGAGACUUGACAUUUGUGGACCUCCAUUCUUCAGGAUGAUUUAGCUGUCAUGGAUUUACCUACAUCUGAAGAAGUGAUGUACUUAAUUUUGCCUGACUUGAAUUUUAUUAUGCAUUUUGUUGUUGCAGCUUAAUUCUAUUAUAAUCCUCUGUUAUAAUAAAAGCUGUGAUUUUUGAGUUUUGUUAGUGCUCUUCCAAUGAUUCAGUGUCCAGUGCUGCAGAAAACUUUGUGGGUGACUGAGUUGCUUUCUUUGUGAAUGAAAACAGAAGAAAUGUGUGCUACCUUCAAGGCUUUUUGAUGUUGCUGUCUGUGUCCUAAUCUGUGUGUUCAAUCAAAUAAAUUUAUUCCCUAA
This is a messenger RNA of Heteronotia binoei (common prickly gecko), 3432 nucleotides long. RefSeq lists its product as uncharacterized. The record is from RefSeq and is a predicted model, not a curated record. The transcript is spliced from 2 exons. The coding region runs from base 638 to 1588 and encodes 316 amino acids. NCBI's taxonomy places the organism in Eukaryota, Metazoa, Chordata, Lepidosauria, Squamata, Gekkonidae.